Molecule: messenger RNA, 4154 nt
Organism: Aplysia californica (California sea hare)
Lineage: Eukaryota; Metazoa; Mollusca; Gastropoda; Aplysiida; Aplysiidae
Product: ubinuclein-1
Cellular component (GO): nucleus
Source: RefSeq, a predicted model, not a curated record
GGAAUAUCCACUCGGGAAGGUUACGAUACUGUCGUCACUACGCAAAAUGGCGGUAGAUUCAGCCUUGCGGUAGAUAUGUAACUAGUAAAUACUUAAAAUUGGCGUGUUAGUGGCCAAAAAAAAUGUUCUCAUUAUCGACAGACGUUAAAAGAAUACAACUGAAACCAUGUGAACCAACUAAAGUAGAUAAAAAAGUGAAAAAGAGACCCAAAACACACAGGUUUGUGCUUUCACUUGGAGAGUCUAACUCUAAAACAUGUCCAGAAUAUUCAUUUGCGGACCUUGUAAAAAAUGAACGGCAGAAAAGUAGUCAAUCGUCAGAUCCAUUUGGAGACCAAGAUGAGGAGUUGGAAGUGGCCUCCAUUGCUCAAAGAUUUGAAGCGAAAUAUGGCUCAAAAGCAAUGCAGUCUGGGAAAAGGAAGAGGACGACUGACAUGGAUGACUACUUCGACCUCGGAGAUGGUUACGACACAGACGACCCUUUCAUUGACAACUCUGAAGCGUACGAUGAAGUGGUGCCAUCCACCCUGACGACGCAGUACGGAGGUUUCUACAUCAACAUGGGCAAGCUGGACUUCAAGUCGGUCUUUGAUGACUCCUUAGAUAAAGAUGAUUUCGCCAGCCCACAGGGGAUGAAAAAGAAGAAGAAAAAACAACCUUUGGAUUCUGAGAGUGAAGAGGAAACUGGGGAGACGAUCGCCAAAAAGUUCAAAGCCAUGAAGGAAUAAAAAUGUCGGGGACCGGCAAAAGACGGCUGCUCCUGUUCCCGUUCCCGUUCCCGUGACGACCGCCGCUGCGAGCACCCCCAGCGCCCCGAUGUCUGUGACGACUACCUCUAGCACAGCAACGGCGACGGCUGCGGCGGUGGUGAAUUCGACGGCUGUGGUGGCCACCACGGCCCCAGCGACGCCCGUUUCCACGGUGACCAGCAACUCCUCGGCAGUGGCUUCCUCGGCUGUGGUCAGCAGCACGACCACCGCAACAGCAGCUGUUGUAGACGUGCCCCCGCCACCCGUCAAGUGCAGUCUUACCGACAAUUUGAAGGAUGCAUUUGAAUCAAUUUUGCAAGAUUCCAUGAAGGAAGACUCUUCGAGCCGAUCGGGAACUGAGGAGACACCGAACAAGGGAGAUCAAAACCUAUCUGCGAAAAGCACCCAGCUGCCCUCUCAGUUGCCCUCGACAUUGCUGGAAGCUAUUGAUAGAAUUAAGAAGGAAGCAAAGGAGAGUAAAGAAGGGAAAUCAAAGUUUUUCUCAGCUGAAGUAAACAGGCUUCUUCUUGAAAUUGAGCUCGGGUCCCGUAACUUGCCGGGCACCAGCCGGACCACCAUUUUCAACCACCUGGGCGAGCACCUGCCUUGCGGGAAGCAGGCGAUCCAACGGCGGGCCAAGAAGCUGAGGGAGAGUCAGCAGGAGGACCAGCUUAAGGGACCCACGCAGAAGCUCAAGGACGCCAUUCUAAACGUGAUGCCAGCUCAAGUGGAAGCACACGAAGCAGAGGUGGCCAAAGCAAAGCUCGAGGCGGGAGAAGACGGGAACGAGGCAGCUAAAGACGAGGCCUCCACGGAGAGUGAGGGGGAAGACAAAGCAGUUGACGUAAAAAAGAAGUCGAAGCUUCCUCGGAGAAAGUUCCGGUGGACUCCCGAAAUAAAAGAGCUGCUGCUGAAUGUGGUCUCCACGAAGAUGAAGCUGUUCAACACGUGCCGGUCGAGGAAUGAGACCGCAGAGGACUACCUGAAGACCUACCUGGACAAAGAGAUCAAACCAAUAUGGCCGCAAGGCUGGAUGCAGACACGGAUGCUCUUCAAAGAAAGUAAGGCGGUUCAUGAGGAGUUCACAAAAGCCGGGGCGAAGAAGCCAGCCAUGUCCAUGAGAAAGCUGGCGUCUCCUGCCCCUGAAGUGACAGCGACCCCGUCGAACGCAGAGACUCCUCGCACGCACGUCACAAAAACAGAGGACGUCAUCGAGAUCUCCAGCUCCACUGAGAACCACGCGGAACAUAUCAGCGACGUGGUGAUCAACUUGCCGAAUUCAGAGCCGAAGACAGCUUUACCGCUUUCUUCAGGGGCCGUAGGGGGGACCCUUGCCAACUCUAAACUCCUGGACGUGGCGCUGUUGUCCGCUGCUGGGAGUCGGUCGGGGAAAUCGGGUGGGGCGAAAGCGCCGUCUGCCCUACUGCCUUCUCACCUGGCCGUGUCGCAGUCCCAGAAAACGAGCGGUCUGUCCGUGAAGCCUGGCGAUAGUGCGGGAGCGAAGAAGCUGCUCUCUCCUUCUGUGUCUGUCAUAGAGAUCCCCGACUCCCCGGACAGCAAAACGCCCACGUUGUGUCUCCCGAGCGCAGGCUCCUCCACCAAAGUCUCGUCGAGCACCAUGCCAGGGAUGGCCUACACCCCUCAGAGCUCCGGAUCCAAUAUGGGCGGCGUGUCGUCUAGCUCGCCACGCUCGAAUGAAAGGUCCUUCAUGGCCGCCUUCAAUGACUUCAUCACGUACCCGACCAAGUCCUCCCAUCUUCCCUCGUCCUCUGGCAAGAACAGCACAGCUGCUGGUUCGUCGUCAGCACCGGUGCAGCAGCAGCAGCAGCAACAGAGUCCAGGGCAGCAUCAGCAGCAUUUGCAGCAACUUUCGAGCAGUCUGCAGGCAAAGUCAUCUCAGCAACAGAAGUCCUCUCAGCUGCAGAAGUUGUCUUUAUCUUCGCAGCAACACCCGAAAGUCUCCACCCUGCAGCACAAAUCGGGCAACGCCACACAGCACCAGAAGUUAUCUCAGGACUCGAAAAUGGCCAGCGUUUCUCUAAAGGCAGCAAUUUCCCCAACGGUUGUGAAUCGAGAACACCCGAACUCGUCGUGGGCGAAUGUGAAUUCUAUUUUCCCCAAAGAGAAAUCCAUAAGUCCCGUUGUUGCUAUCAGCCGCAUUCCGGCUACGUUUUCCAACAAACUGUCUGUCAGCGCUGCUGGAAAGAGCAGUUUCUCAUCUCCACACAGUACCUCUCUCCCCCCACAAUCCUCCCAACAGAAAACUAAGGCAUCUUUUUCUUCCAGCAAGACCGUGCAAAACCAAAUGUACAAAAGACAGUUCCCCGCUGGUCUGUUCCCCUCUUCGCAUUCUAAUUUAUCGGACAAAUCGGCCCCUCAGACCGUCGGCAAAUUUAGUGCCGGCGAUCAGAGCAAGCGACUCGGAGGAGGAAUGGCAAGUCCCAACAGUAACCCUUCCCUGGUGUCUGUCGGGACCGCUCCGAGGAGCAUGCAGAAAGCAACAGUCCUCGGCACGUCCAUGCCAGACUUCCUGCAAAAGCAGCAGAGGCUGGGGUUGGCCGGUUCCUCCGCUUUACCACCGUCUUCAUCUUCAUCACAGUUGAGCAUUCAGACAUCACCAUCAUCGUCAUCGGCAAAGAACUCUGCUGGGUACCCCGCGCUCCCUCGCGGCAAUAUGGCCGCGGCCGCUGACUUCAUGAAGCAGCCGUCGCCACCAGGCAGGCCCGUGGUGGGCUCGUCGCUGUCUGCGGGCGCCGGCGGGAUGCUUUCCUCCUCCUCUGGCAGCUCGGGUUUGUUGCGCGCGGGAAGCGGCCCCUCGGCUGCCGCUCGUAUUCCUGGGGCCGCCGUACCCGCCGCCUCCUCCUCCACCUCCAGGGGCGACACGCCGUCCCCUCAAAAGUCGCCAGUGUCCCCCGGCAACGCGGCUCUGUCGCUGUAUGAACAGAUCCAGUCGCAGAUCCGGAACCAGGAGGCCAUGGAAGGGCAGGCCUUGAAAAACCUGGCCAUGGCGCUUACGUUUGGGGGUGCGGCCGGCCCUCUUCCUGGGAAGUCUGGUACAGGGGCAGCUCCCAAGCCACAAACAGGUAAACGCUGACAAGUCGAGGAAAGAGUCGUGCCGAGCUCCACUGAUGGUAUUGUUUUAUCGUGAUGUCGGGACGGACAGUCUGGGCAGACCAGGGUGCCGUGACUGUGUGGAGGAUACCUUUGACCUGUCUCUCCAAGUUUUCAUCUGUACAAGAAUUUACAGACAUGUCUAGACCUCUGCUUCCAUUUAUUCGUUGUGAGAUAAAGAUGAUGUUUCAACCAGAUCUGAUUAAGUCGAAGUCAAAGACAUUUCUUCUAGGUCUUUUUAAAAUUCCAUGAAAUAUUAUUUCCUGUAAGUUUUACGAUUUUUAUGUCCAAAAA